UCUGGCAGAAGACCUGGAGGAUCUUCAUGUUGUGGGACUGCUGCUGCAGGUGCUGUGGGACCACUCUGAUUAAACGCCAUGGAGCCCUCCCUCUCAAGACCAACAUCAACGACACCUGGGUGGUCCUCCAGAACUUGUUGAUGUGCAUGGUGACCUUCUACUCCCUUUACUACAUCACUGUCAGUCUCUGCAUCGGCCUGCUAAGGGUCCAUGAGGUAGACAGUUUGCUGGCUCCCUUCGACUACACCACACAGCCCUCAUGGCAGAGCCCCAAAUACCUGGUGAGUGUGAUUUCCAUGGAGGUGACCUAUGUGCUGGGAGGACUGGUGUUUGCCUGGAUUGUGGAAGAAUGGGUGUGGGACUACGCCAUCACUGUCACCCUCCUACACAUCGCUAUGACUGUUGCAGUUAUGUCCGACUUCCCUUCAACAGAGCAUUGGUGGAUUGCUCUAGGUUCGGGGCUAGUGAUGAUGAUCUUUGGAGGUCAACUCCUGGCCUACAAACUAUUCAGGAAUAACUUUGUAUACCCAGCAGACCUCCAGAACUUCUAAUGACAACUUUUCUUUCCUCUGAUGACAACGUCCUGCUCCCUCUAAUGGCAACUUCCUGCUUCUUCUAAUGUAAACUUUUGCUUCCUCAACAACAUUAUGUACAGUAUUGUUUUGUAUUCAAUUUUUUUACCCUCAUGUAGAACAUAUUGGUACUCGGUUGUAAAUAAUUAAUCCAAAGGUUUGUUUGAAAAGCAAUUCUUGAGAUAAUUAAACACUUCUGCAAAC
Hypomesus transpacificus is the source of this 776-nucleotide messenger RNA. RefSeq names its product transmembrane protein 244 (gene tmem244). The transcript has 6 exons. The coding region runs from base 27 to 551 and encodes 174 amino acids. The record is from RefSeq and is a predicted model, not a curated record. NCBI's taxonomy places the organism in Eukaryota, Metazoa, Chordata, Actinopteri, Osmeriformes, Osmeridae.